Thlaspi arvense is the source of this 587-nucleotide messenger RNA. The record is from the annotation of a GenBank genome assembly. Lineage: Eukaryota; Viridiplantae; Streptophyta; Magnoliopsida; Brassicales; Brassicaceae.
UUUCAAACUAAAAAAAAAAACAAAUUGCCUCCAUGACGAAGAAGCGCGAACCUGGGAAAAAACCGAAGAUCGACAACAAUUCCUCUGGUAAUUUUGGUAAAGCUAAGAACGACGAACGAAGAUUCCUUUGAUUUUUUCGAUUUGUGUAGAACUUGCGUUUUUUUGUCAUUUUUCUGGGGAAUAUCUGAUUUGAUUGCUCAAUAUUGAGAUCCACGAGUGACUGAGUUCGUCGAUAACAUUUGUAGAAGUCGAAGCUGGGAAAAAACAACGCGAACGCAAGCCUGGGAAAAAACCUAAGAACGAUAAUUCCUCUGAUGUGAUGAGCACUGAUGAUACUGGUGAUGAAGAUGGCUGCCAUGACAAAUGUGACUUUGGACCCUUCUGUGGAUCCGACUUCAAACGUUUGAACAAGAAUGUUGAUGGUGGAGCUCUUCUUGGUGACCCAAAUGUCCACUAUCGAGAUGAAAGUGAUGUUGAAAGGGAUGACUCUUGAUUCAGCUCUGGUACUCCUCCAUUGCCAUCAACGAAUAUGAAUAUAAGUAAGUAUACCCCUUUUCAAAAACACCCUUAGAGCAUGUCUAUCGGUA